This is a messenger RNA of Morchella importuna, 267 nucleotides long. RefSeq lists its product as uncharacterized. NCBI's taxonomy places the organism in Eukaryota, Fungi, Ascomycota, Pezizomycetes, Pezizales, Morchellaceae. The transcript has 4 exons. The coding region runs from base 1 to 267 and encodes 88 amino acids. The record is from RefSeq and is a predicted model, not a curated record.
AUGUCAACCUCGACAUCGAUCUUGGAUCUGCUCGUGCUGUGGAUUGCAUCAUUCUCACACAACAAAGCACCGUUCUUUUUGGAGGACUCCGGGAGAGCAAAAGGAUACCGUCUGGCCAGCUGGUCCUACAUACAUGGAGGCGAAGCCUCCAGCUUCUGGAAGCCUGAUCGUCUGAGGCUCCCCAGCUCACACGACAUGGCAAACGCCAUCCGCAUAACUAUGACAGGCUGCAAUCACCCGGGAGAAUGGAGGUGUUUGCAGUACUAA